CCCGGCUCGGGGACGGCGAUCGCCACGCAGGGGCCCUUGGAGGUCCACCUCCCCCCUCCCCGCGCCCCAACACACACACACACCCUGCCGCCGGGGAUUCGCCUCCACACCAGCCGCUGACACCGGCUCCCCGUCCACCCCGCAGCCGUGGACUGCCCCGGCGCCUGGAGGACCUGGGCCUCGGGUGAACGGGGUCCCUGGACCCGAGAGGACGCGCGCGGCUCUGGGGAGAGGUCCGGGAUCCGCGGGCGCCGCGGCCUCGGGGGCGCAGAGCGCACGGAGCUGAGGCCGGCAGCAAGGAAGCAAUCUUGGCUGCAGCCCCACCGGGGAGCAGGGUGAUGGCCGGGACAAUGGUGGGUGCCCUGAAGCUGUCCCAUGGCUACUGAAGGGACGGUGCAGUCAGGGAACGGAGUGGCGGGCAUGGUGUCCAGCCUGUGGAUCCUGGUCCUGGGGCCCUCAGUUCUGGCUCUGGAAGAGGUAUUGCUGGACACCACAGGAGAGACCUCUGAGAUCGGCUGGCUCACCUACCCACCAGGUGGGUGGGAUGAGGUGAGCGUUCUAGACGACCAGCGUCGCCUGACGAGGACCUUCGAGGCAUGCCACGUGGCAGGGGCCCCUCCGGGCACUGCACAGGACAACUGGCUGCAGACCCACUUCGUGGAGCGGCGAGGGGCCCAGCGGGCCCACAUCCGACUGCACUUCUCCGUGAGGGCGUGCUCCAGCCUGGGCGUGAGUGGGGGUGCCUGCCGCGAGACCUUCACGCUUUACUACCGUCAGGCUGAGGAGCCGGAUGGCCUGGACAGCGUUUCCGCCUGGCAUCUCAAACGCUGGACCAAGGUGGACACGAUUGCGGCUGAUGAGAGCUUUCCGGCCUCCUCCUCCUUCACCUCCUCCUCCUCCUCCACCUCGUCCUCCUCCUCCACGUGGACCGUGGGACCUCACAGGACCAGUCAGCAGCGAGCUGGACUGCAGUUGAAUGUCAAAGAGCGGAGCUUUGGGCCUCUUACCCAACGUGGUUUCUAUGUAGCCUUUCAGGACACCGGGGCCUGCCUGGCGCUCGUAGCGGUCAAGCUGUUCUCCUACACCUGCCCCACCGUUCUGCGUGCCUUUGCUUCCUUUCCCGAGACCCAAGCCAGUGGGGCUGGGGGGGCCUCCCUUGUAGCCGCCGUGGGCACCUGCGUGGCUCACGCAGAACCUGAGGAGGAUGGAGUUGGGGGCCAGGCGGGGGGCAGUCCCCCCAGGCUGCACUGCAACGGGGAGGGCAAGUGGAUGGUGGCCGUCGGGGGCUGCCGUUGCCAGCCUGGCCACCAGCCUGCGCGUGGAGACAAGAUCUGCCAAGCCUGCCCCGGGGGCUCCUAUAAGGCCUUGGCUGGGAAUGGCCCCUGCUCUCCAUGCCCAGUCCGCAGCCACGCCCCUGACCCCGCCGCUCCCGUGUGCCCCUGCCUCCAGGGCUUCUACAGGGCCACUUCCGACCCCCCCGAAGCCCCCUGCACUGGCCCUCCGUCGGCUCCCCGAGAACUGUGGUUCGAGGUACAAGGCUCAGCUCUCAUGCUUCACUGGCGUUUGCCCCAGGAGUUGGGGGGCCGAGGGGACCUGCUCUUCAACGUCGUGUGCAAGGAGUGUGGAGGCCACCCGGAGGGCGGCGUCCGGGGUGCGUGUCGCCGCUGCAGGGACGAGGUGCAUUUUGACCCCCGCCAGAGGGGAUUGACCGAGAGCCGAGUAUUGGUCGGGGGUCUCCGAGCACAUGUACCCUACAUCUUGGAAGUGCAGGCUGUCAACGGGGUGUCGGAGCUCAGCCCUGACCCUCCCCAGGCCGCAGCCAUCAACGUCAGCACCAGCCACGAAGUCCCCUCCGCAGUCCCCGUGGUGCACCAGGUGAGCCGGGCAGCCAACAGCAUCACGGUGUCCUGGCCCCAGCCUGACCAGACAAACGGAAACAUCCUAGACUACCAGCUCCGCUACUACGACCAGGCAGAAGACGAAUCUCACUCCUUCACCCUGACCAGCGAGACCAACACUGCCACUGUGACAAGGCUGAGCCCCGGGCACAUCUAUGGCUUCCAGGUGCGGGCACGGACUGCCGCUGGCCACGGACCCUAUGGGGGAAAAGUCUAUUUCCAGACGCUGCCUCAAGGUGAGCUGUCCUCUCAGCUCCCAGAGAAGUUGUCCUUGGUGAUCGGCUCCAUCCUGGGGGCCUUGGCCUUCCUCCUGCUGGCAGCCAUCACGGUGCUGGCUGUCAUCUUCCAGCGGAAGCGGCGUGGGACAGGCUACACGGAGCAACUCCAGCAGUACAGCAGUCCAGGGCUUGGGGUCAAGUAUUACAUUGACCCCUCCACCUAUGAGGACCCCUGCCAGGCCAUCCGAGAGCUUGCACGGGAGGUGGACCCCGCGUAUAUCAAGAUUGAAGAGGUCAUUGGGGCAGGCUCCUUUGGAGAAGUCCGCCGAGGCCGCCUGCAGCCCCGGGGGAGGCGGGAACAGGCUGUGGCCAUCCAGGCCCUGUGGGCUGGGGGUGCCGAAAGCCUGCAGAUGACCUUCCUGGGCCGGGCCGCCCUGCUGGGCCAGUUCCAGCACCCCAACAUCCUGCGGCUGGAGGGCGUGGUCACCAAGAGCCGGCCUCUGAUGGUGCUGACAGAGCUCAUGGAGCUCGGGCCCCUGGACAGCUUCCUCAGGCAGCGGGAGGGCCAGUUCAGCAGCCUGCAGCUGGUGGCCAUGCAGCGGGGCGUGGCCGCCGCCAUGCAAUACCUGUCCAGCUUCGCCUUCGUGCACCGCGCCCUCUCGGCCCAAAGCGUGCUGGUGAACAGCCACCUCGUCUGCAAAGUGGCCCGACUCGGCCACAACCCUCAGGGUCCCGGGUCUCUGCUGCGCUGGGCCGCGCCCGAGGUCAUCGUGCACGGGAAGCACAGCACGGCCAGCGACGUCUGGAGCUUUGGGAUACUCAUGUGGGAAGUGAUGAGCUACGGGGAGCGGCCCUACUGGGACAUGACGGAGCAGGAGGUACUAAAUGCAAUAGAACAGGAGUUCCGGCUGCCCCCACCUCCAGGUUGUCCACCCGGACUCCAUCUGCUGAUGCUUGACACGUGGCAGAAGGAUCGUGCCCGGAGGCCUCACUUUGACCAACUGGUAGCUGCCUUUGACAAGAUGAUCCGCAAACCUGACACCCUGCAGGCUGACGGGGGCCCCGCGGACAGGCCUUCCCAGGCCCUCCUGAAUCCUGUGGCCCUGGACUUCCCUUGCCUGGACUCACCCCAGGCCUGGCUUUCGGCCAUUGGACUGGAAUGCUAUCAGGACAACUUCUCCAAGUUCGGCCUCUGCACCUUCAGUGAUGUAGCUCAGCUGAGUCUGGAAGACCUGCCGGCCUUGGGCAUCACCCUGGCCGGCCACCAGAAGAAGCUGCUGCAUAACAUCCAGCUCCUCCAGCAGCACCUGAGACAGCCGGGCUCCGUCGAGGUGUGAGUGAGGCCGGGGCAGGAAGCUGAGAGCUGGCGAUACGAUGGCCCAGUUCUGGAUUCAGGGCCACGGAGACCAUGAGGGGGAUAGAAGCCAGGAUCUAUCCUGACUCCUGUGCCUGGCAUUCGAUGUUCAGCCGUCUAGACACUGCAUUCCCCAGCCCCUGCCCUCCCACCGACCUCCCCCACAUUAAAGAAAAAAAGAAGGGAAUUUACAAG
Messenger RNA from Perognathus longimembris pacificus (Pacific pocket mouse), 3665 nucleotides. It is a transcript of the gene Ephb6, whose product is annotated as EPH receptor B6. The transcript has 17 exons. NCBI's taxonomy places the organism in Eukaryota, Metazoa, Chordata, Mammalia, Rodentia, Heteromyidae. The record is from RefSeq and is a predicted model, not a curated record. Gene Ontology annotation, biological process: cell surface receptor protein tyrosine kinase signaling pathway; axon guidance; central nervous system projection neuron axonogenesis. Bases 376 to 3453 code for a protein of 1025 amino acids. Gene Ontology annotation, molecular function: transmembrane-ephrin receptor activity; protein binding; ATP binding. Gene Ontology annotation, cellular component: plasma membrane; neuron projection.